GCCACUGAUGCAUCAAAGUACGCGCUUUCCUCUGUGCUUUUAUCUUUCGUUCCGUGGGUAUGCAAAUAAAGAGAACAGCGGGCAAACCGAUGGCAGGACUACAGACACACGUAUAGAAAAAAAACUUGACAUGCACAGAAGCAGACGCACGAUCUAUAUUCAAACUUCGAUCACAACAGUCGUGAAAGACAAGCCGUUUGACAGGAACUUCAGGAGGAGCCUUUGUUUUUAAAAAUGAGGCUGGGUAAAUGGCAAUGUGAUUAACCAUUACUGACAAGGUGAUGUGGCUCCAUCCAACUACCCAAUCCAUAUAAUCAGAUAUGGAUAUUGCAAAUAUCGCUCCAAGGAAGGUUUUCAGAGCUAAGAAAACACUUCGAGCAAGUGACCGCAAGCAGUGGGAAGCAUUAAUCAGAAUCAGAUCUCCGAAUGGGAGCGAACAGCCCUUAAGAGAGCGUGAUCAUCUGAAAAGCCAUUUGAAGGGCACAGAUGCAGAAGUUGUCAGUAAAUCCAAUGAACAUUUUAUUUCAAACUGUCCAAAAAAUGAUAUUUCAAAACCGGAACUGAACCAGAGUUUAACAUUUCAUUGCAAAAAUGAUGUCGUCAAGGCCAAAUUCAAACAUUUAUCUGACAUCUGUGUAACAGAAAACCAGCUGGAGAAUGCCAGAUUAAAAAGUCUGGAAGAUGUACAAUCCAAUGGUCAUCCAUAUCCUCAGCAAAAAGAACAUCAGAAUAUUGGUUCACUCAGAAAGCCUCCAAAAUCAUCCUCUGAAACUACUGACCAAAACUUAACUGCUACAAAUGGUACCGUCAUUUCCUGCUCCACAUCUGCAAUAAAAGAAGACUUCAGCAGAACUCCUAAAACCCAUUCAAUGAAAAUUCCUGCACCCCUGGACCAGAAGAACUGUGUGACUUCCAUCAGUAUAGAUAAGAAGUGGAAUAUUGAGCCUGCACUUCACGUUAUUGGUGUUGAAGAUCUUAAAUUUGUUUCUUCAGGUGUUCAUGAUAAGACAAGUAAUCUAAAGAAAAUAAACCAUUCUAUUAGUCCUAUUUCAGAAAAGAUGUCCAGUGAAGCUCAUCAGAACCUGAUGUGUAAUGUGCAUUUGUCAGCCCUACAUAUUUCUCACAAUGUAACUGAAAAGGUUAAAGGAAGUGUACUAAAUGAAAGACAAAAACCUUCUGUUUCAAAAUACCUUCAUGUAGAAGAUCAAUCCCAGAUAGAUGAGUCUAAAUUACUGAUUGAUUACCAAGAGCAGAUUGAAUGCAAUGCACUUAUAUUGAUGGACAAGAAAAGCUCUGUUUUAAGAAAAAGGACCCAUUCAAGCCGUGAAGAAAGAAGUAGCAACAAGCGAGUUAAGACUUCAGAAGGUGACAGAAGUAACCGUCUUAAAUUGAAUUCCAAAAGUCAAAGUGCAGAAACUACCAAGAAGAAGUGUUUGUAUGAGAUCCAGAAAUUAAUUCACCAAAAGAUUGCCACUGAACUUAGAAGUGAUGAUUUGGACAACAAACUUGAAGAGUUAACAAAGAGAGUUGAAAAUAUUGAGUGUAGACAAAAUUAUGAAGAGGUGGCUAAAACUAUUCAGAUUAGAAUAAAACGACUGGAAAGAAAUGUAAAAGCUGCUUUGAAAACUGUAAAUAUGCAAUCGCGAAGAAAAACACUAGAGAAGAGCAAUUCAACAUCAUUUUCUCUAAAACAACCUGAUGUGCGACCCGUGCCACAAAAUGCUACCACUGGAGAAAAUUCAACCAAUGCAUUGAAACCUGGGUCAGUUGCAGAACAUAUGGACAUACAUGCUACACCUGCCACUGCACCAGACCGAUCCUCUCAAACAUUGACUUGCAAGAAACUUCCAGAUUCUUCCAACUAUGAAUUGAGCUUUCAGUUACCUGAAAGAACUUCAGAUUUUGUACUUGAGGAUGAAGAGACUACGUGGAAUAUUCCGUUACCAAAGAACUUGGAUACUGUAACUCCAGCAAGUACACAUUACAGUGAUAUUUCAAAUACAACACAAAGCAAUGCGGUGUCUCCUGAUACUGUGACUGUACAAUGUGAUGAUAAAGGACAAACAGUUGAUAUAGAACAGUGGGAUAACUUGGCAAGCACUCAAAUAAUAAUUGACCUUACGGAAGAUAAUGAACAGAAUAUUGACAAUCAAAUAAGGAAAAAAGGUAAUAAUUCAGUGUCCUUUUGAAUAACUUGAUUGAACCUGCCUGCAGCAUGCACUUUCUGAUGUCUGGUUCUUGGAGAAGAGACUGUUGUUCAGAAGUCUGCCACCUUAUACUUCCUGGGGAAACUGUUUUCUUUCAACUUUCUUGGAACAAAUCAGUCGUUCUGCUGUAACACAUGGAAUAGAGGAUUUGAUCUUGACCAGAUUUUUAAAUAGCCAGAUAUCCGACACAUGCCAAUGCCCUGGAAGGAUUAAAGAGAAUUUUGAUGAAAACAGCAAUUAGUCUAGUUAUAUCAACAGAAGGUGAAAUUGAAACUCUAAUAAUGAACAAAUAAAUGCCAGGAAUUGCCAGAAUAACAAUAAAAUAAAUUGCUCAGAGUAAAGAGACAAGUUCUUUGGAAGGAUACAUGAAAAAGAAGAUUCUGAGCAAGUGUAUGAACAUAACCUGAAUCUGAUCUAAUACCAAGGAGUUUUAAUGCUGUAGUAAAUGUAUUAGUCAUAAAUUUCUUUAAUUAUGUGGUCUUAGGUAGUGUACUUGCUUCAGAUUUUUUUUACGUAGGUUCAUGAAUAUAUUGAUUCACUUCAAUUCUGCAUGAGUCGUCUGCCAGACUGAAUCUUUUGCAUUGGAACUCGGGCCUGAAAAAUCCUGUGAAGAUAGGAUCCCAAUCAGAAGAUUCAAGACAAACUCCAUUGAAUACAGUAUCAUUGUGUUAGAUUAUCUGAGACAGAACUCAAUUCAGACAAUUUGCUGUACAAUAAAAGAGAAGUUAAUAAAGAGUGACAAUA
Stegostoma tigrinum is the source of this 2951-nucleotide messenger RNA. Its product is annotated as activating transcription factor 7-interacting protein 1-like. Bases 321 to 2189 code for a protein of 622 amino acids. The transcript has 11 exons. Lineage: Eukaryota; Metazoa; Chordata; Chondrichthyes; Orectolobiformes; Stegostomatidae. The record is from RefSeq and is a predicted model, not a curated record.